Messenger RNA from Fraxinus pennsylvanica, 2121 nucleotides. Lineage: Eukaryota; Viridiplantae; Streptophyta; Magnoliopsida; Lamiales; Oleaceae. The record is from the annotation of a GenBank genome assembly.
AUGGGAAGUAAAUGGAAUAGAGUGAAGCUAGCCCUGGGGAUGAAUCUGUGUGUCUAUGCACCAAGGAAUCAGACGCUGGACAAUGAUGAUGAGGAUGAUUUUUCGCCGCCAGCACCACCACCCGAGAGUCGUUCCGUCACUGCUUUGAUAUCGCCAGGGGCCGUCGGGACCUCUGCACCGUUGCCACAGGGAUCAAAUCGGCUUAAGCUUUCUAAGAGUUUGAGCAGAUCUUCUUCAAAGAAGACCUGCUCAAUAUGUUUAGCUUCAAUGAGACGAGGAGAUGGACAUGCAAUAUUCACUGCGGAAUGUUCGCAUUCCUUUCAUUUCCAUUGUAUUGCUUCAAAUGUCAAACACGGAAACCAGAUUUGCCCGGUUUGCAGAGCAAAGUGGAAAGAAAUUCCUCUGCAGCGCCCGAGCCUGGAUCCUCCAGUUGGAAGGGCAAGAGUCAAUCCUAUAGGUUCACUCCAGAAUGAUGCUUUGAUGACAGUACCCAGUCAAUUACCUCCUCGACGCAAUUCCAUUCGACGCAAUGCUCCACUAUUUCACCGCCCUGAGCCAGCAAUUUUCAAUGAUGACGAGCUGUUGGAUUGUCAAACUGGCUCAUCCGGGAGAAGCUCGUCAAACAAGAAUGCUGAAGAUUGUGAUGACCAGGGUAGAGUUACGAUUAAGACAUACUCGGAAUAUCCAGCAGUUCCACAGUCGAGUACGUUUGUUGACUUCAACAUCUUGCUUCAUCUGAAAGCUCCUUCUUCAAAUUCCAGGGAAAUUCCCAGUGGGGACCAGGAUAGUUUGAACCAAAAUUCUCGAACUUGUCGUGCUCCAGUUGACCUUGUUACUGUUCUUGACAUCAGUGGUAGCAUGUCAGGUGCUAAGCUUGAAUUGUUAAAGAGAGCUAUGGGGUUUGUGAUACAGAAUCUUGGUCCAAAUGACAGGCUGGCAGUAGUCGCCUUCUCGUCCAAGGCCAGCCGACUUUUCCCCCUUUUAAGGAUGUCUGAAAUGGGACGGCAGCUAGCAUUGCAAGCCGUUAGUUCUUUGAUUGCAAAUGGAGGGACAAACAUUGCUGAAGGUUUGAAGAAGGGUGCCAAAAUAAUGGAAGAUCGCAGGGAAAAAAAUCCAGUUUCCAGUAUAAUAUUACUUUCUGAUGGGCAAGACACAAAUUCAGUCAGUAAUGCUGAUGGCAACCAGAAUCAACCAAGUUAUCAGUUACUCCUUCCUUCUAUUCACACGGAAGACAGUUCCGGUUUUAAGAUUCCAGUCCACGCUUUUGGGUUUGGUGCCGAUCAUGAUGCAUUGUCAAUGCACUCGAUUUCAGAGAGUUCCGGAGGAACUUUCUCUUUCAUUGAGACUGACGGGGUAAUCCAGGACGCUUUUGCGCAGUGCAUCGGAGGCCUUCUGAAUGUUGUUGUCAAGAACCUGCAGGUCAGCAUUGAAUGUGUUCACCCUGGAGUACAUAUUUGCUCUCUAAAAGCAGGAAGUUAUCCCAAUCGCGUGAUGUCUGAUCACCGCACGGGGUCUGUUGCUGUUGGAGAUCUGUAUGCUGAUGAAGAAAGGAAUUUUCUGGUUUCGGUCAGUGUUCCGGAUGAGUUGUCAAGCAAUGAAACGUCAUUGUUGAAGGUGAGAUGCAUUUACAAUGAUCCCUUAAAAACAGGAACGGUUAGCUUAGAAGGUGAAGAAGUUAGAAUUAUGAGACGUGAAGUGGCUGGACAAGAGGAAACAUCCAUUGAAGUUGACAGACAGCGGAAUAGGCUUCUAGUAGCAGAUGCAAUGGCACAAGCCAGAACUGCUGCUGAAACUGGAGAUUUAGCUCGUGCAGUUUCUAUCCUCGAGAACUGCAGGACAUUGCUUUCGGAAACGGUGUCAGCUAAAUCUCAAGACCGGCUCUGUAUUGCACUCGAUGCCGAGCUCAAAGAAAUGCAAGAGAGGUUGGCAAGCAGACACGUGUAUGAGACAUCAGGGAGGGCAUAUAUUCUGUCUGGACUGAGCUCACACACGUGGCAGAGAGCAACAGCACGAGGUGACUCUACAGAUGGCUACAGCCUUGUUCAGACCUAUCAAACACCUUCAAUGGUUGAUAUGCUUACACGUUCUCAGGCCACAUUAUCAAGACCACGGCCGAGAUAA